Messenger RNA from Ochotona curzoniae (black-lipped pika), 2520 nucleotides. Its product is annotated as protocadherin beta-5-like. Gene Ontology annotation, cellular component: plasma membrane. Gene Ontology annotation, molecular function: calcium ion binding. Bases 1 to 2520 code for a protein of 839 amino acids. The record is from RefSeq and is a predicted model, not a curated record. Gene Ontology annotation, biological process: homophilic cell-cell adhesion. The transcript has a single exon. Lineage: Eukaryota; Metazoa; Chordata; Mammalia; Lagomorpha; Ochotonidae.
AUGGAGACUGCACGAGCAAAAACGCCACGCAAAAGGCAAGUUACCCUCUUUGUUAUUUUGUUGCUUUGGUGGGAGGCUGGUUCUGAUACAAUUAGAUAUUCUGUUCCAGAAGAGACAGAAAGUGGCCAUUUCGUGGCCAAUCUGGCUGAAGACCUGGGACUGGCGGUGGGAGAACUGGCAGCUCGGGGCGCUCAGAUCCAUUACAAAGCAAACAAACAGCUCUUGCAGCUAGAUAGAAAGACAGGAGAUUUGCUUCUUUCUGAGAAACUGGACCGGGAGGUGCUGUGCGGGGCGACAGAACCCUGUGUGUUGCAUUUCCAACUAUUGUUAGAGAACCCAGUGCAGUUUGUGCAGGCUGAGCUGCAGCUCACAGACAUAAACGAUCAUUCCCCCGAGUUCCUGGAGCGGGAAGUGCUACUCAAAAUCCCAGAGAGCGCCCAGCCAGGUUCUGUGUUUCCUUUGAAAACAGCCCAGGACUUGGACGUGGGAAGCAACACGGUUCAGAACUACACAGUCAGCCCCAAUUCGCACUUCCACGUCGUCACUCAUAACCGUGCAGAUGGUCGCAAGUACCCGGAGCUGGUGCUGGACAAAGUGCUGGACCGGGAGGAGCAGCCCGAGCUCGGGUUAACUCUCACGGCACUGGACGGAGGAGUCCCACCCAGGUCAGGGGCCGCGGCGGUGCGUGUCGAAGUCGUGGACAGCAACGACAAUGCCCCCGAGUUUCUACAGUCACAGUAUGAGGUUCAGGUUCCCGAAAACAGCCCGCCUGACUCCUUGGUUGCCACCGUCUCCGCCCAGGAUUUAGACGCCGGAGCAUACGGGAGAGUGACCUAUGCUCUAUUCCAAGGCAGCGAAAUCACUCAACCAUUUGGGAUAGACGAAGUCACUGGAGAAAUUCGCCUGAAAGGGGCAUUGGACUUCGAGAUGACUACAAGUUACAAUGUGGAAAUCGUAGCUACCGAUGGUGGGGGCUUUUCAGGAAAAUGCAUCGUAGUGGUAGAGGUGCUGGACGUGAACGACAACGCACCAGAGCUGACCAUGGCCACACUCACCAGCCCCAUCCCAGAAAACUCACCCGAGACUGUAGUGGCAGUUUUCAGUGUGUCUGAUCCGGACUCCGGGGACAAUGGGAAGAUGAUUUGCUCUGUCCAAGAUGACAUUCCCUUCCUUUUGACAUCCACUUUCAAGAACUUCUACACUCUAGCAACGGAGAGGCCCCUGGACAGGGAGGACAGGGCCCAGUACACCAUCACCAUCACCGUCUCAGACCUGGGCACGCCCAGGCUGCAGAGCCAGCACAACGUGACAGUGCACGUGUCCGACGUCAACGACAACGCGCCCACCUUCAGCCAGGCCCUGUACACCCUGUUCGUGCUGGAGAACAACAGCCCCGCGCUGCACAUCGGCAGCGUGAGCGCCAGCGACAGGGACGCGGGCACCAACGCCCAGCUCACCUACUCGCUGCUCACACAAGACCAGACAACGCAGCAGCCACAGGGACAGGCUCGGCCGCAGCAGGUGGACGUGGGCGCGCUGGUGGCCCUGGACGCGGCGAGCGGGCAGCUGUUCGCGCUGCGCGCGCUCGACUACGAGACCCUGCGCGCCUUCGAGUUCGGCGUGCGCGCGUCGGACGGCGGGUCUCCGGCGCUGAGCGGCGAGGCGCGCGUGCGCGUGGUGCUGCGCGACGCCAACGACCACGCGCCGCGCGUGCUGUACCCGCCGCGCAACGGCUCUGCGGCGGGCGCGUGCCCCGAGCUGGUGCCGCGCGGCGCCGAGGCGGGCUACGUGGUGAGCAAGGUGGUGGCGGUGGACGGCGACUCGGGCCGCAACGCGUGGCUGUCGUACGAGCUGCUGCAGGCCACGGAGCCCGGGCUGUUCGGCGUGUGGGCGCACAGCGGCGAGGUGCGCACGGCGCGGCCUGUGAGCGAGCGCGACGCGCCGCAGCAGCGGCUGCUGGUGCAGGUGCGCGACCACGGCGAGCCGCCGCUCUCGGCCAGCGUGGCGCUGCACGUGCUGCUGGUGGACGGCUUCUCGCAGCCCUACCUGCCGCGGCCCGACGCGCCGGCGGGGCAGGCGGGGCAGGCGGGGCAGGCGGGUGUGGGGGGUUUGGGGGGCGAGGCUGGGCAGGCGGAGGCGCUGACGGUGUCGCUGGUGGUGGCGCUGGCGGCGGUGUCUUCUCUGUUCUUGGCGUCUGUGUUGGCGCUGGUGGCCGCGCGGCUGUGUGGGCGCGGCGGGGCCGGGGCUGGGGCUGUGGCGGUGGGGUCAGGGUGUGGGGUGUCUGUGGCCGAGGGCCGCUUCUUCCCUGCCGGGGCUGGGUGUGGUGGUGUGGGUCCUCUGGUGGACGUGGGCGGGGCGGGGACGCUGUCGCAGAGCUACCAGUAUGAGGUGUGUGUGAGUGGAGGGAGUGGGACUGGUGAGUUCAAGUUCAUGAAGCCGUUUGGAGCCAACCUCCAGCCCCAGUUUUCUGGGGAACAAUUAGAAAACUCUACUUUGAGGAAUAGCCUUGUAUUCUCUUAG